This is a messenger RNA of Gadus macrocephalus (Pacific cod), 1202 nucleotides long. RefSeq names its product bifunctional endo-1,4-beta-xylanase XylA-like. Bases 1 to 636 code for a protein of 211 amino acids. NCBI's taxonomy places the organism in Eukaryota, Metazoa, Chordata, Actinopteri, Gadiformes, Gadidae. The transcript is spliced from 5 exons. The record is from RefSeq and is a predicted model, not a curated record.
AUGUUCGAAAGGACCAACAACAACUGGUGGAACAACAACUGGAGAAACAACAUCCACAGGAGGACAAACAACCACUGGAGGAUCAAUAAGCACUGGAGUAUUAUCAACCACUGGAGGGUCAACAACCACUGGAGGACAAACAACCACUGGAGGAUCAACAACCACUGCAGUACCAACAACCACUGGAGGAUCAACAACCACUGGAGGAUCAACAACCACUGCAGUUCCAACAACCACUGGAGGAUCAACAACCACUGCAGUACAAACAACCACUGGAGCAUCAACAACCACAGCAGGGUCGACAACUACAGGAGGAUCAACACCCACUGGAGGAUCAACAACAACUGGAGGAUCAACAACCACAGGGGGAUCAACAACCACAGGAGGAUCCGUAUCGACUGCAGGAUCAACAACCACUGGAGGAUCAACAACCACUGGAGGAUCAACAACCACUGGAGUAUCAACAACCACUGGAGGAUCAACAACCACUGGAGGAUCAACAACAACUGGAGUAUCAUCAACGACUACACAGAGUACAACAACAGGAGUAACAACAACAACAGGAGGAUCAACAACCACUGGAGCAUCAACAACAACAGGAAUAUCAAUAACAACUGGAGGUUCAACAACCACUGAAGCCCCAAUAAUUACCCGUCCAGUUUUUGUUUUCACCGCAGUGAUAAUACAGAUAUUUAUUCCUGCUUAUAAUGAUAAUACCUCAUCCGCAUAUCAAGCACUUGAGACCGAAGUUGUGAUAACGUUUAACGCAAUCUACACAGCUCAAUUUGGCGACCGGUUCAUUCGGACAAUUGUCAUCGGAUUCAGGAUCCCUGCGACUCGAUCGACCAAUACUGAAGCAGAAGUAGAGCUUGAGUUUCAGCCAACUACUUCGUCACAACCGAUCCCACAGGCUGACGAUGUUCGAAGUACCCUGGUCGAAGGACUGAACAACCCAAACAUAACCUCUAACCUCACUGUAGAUGCGACAACCAUUACGAUCACAAAAACUCCAACUACUACAACAACUACCAGUUCACCAACGACUACUGCUGGAUUAUCAACAACCACUGGAGGUUCAACCACCACAGGAGGAUCAACAACCACUGGAGGAUCCACAAUGACUGCAGGACAAACAACAACGGCAGGAUCAACAACCACUGGAGGAACAACAACAACUAGAGGAUCAACAAUGACUGCAGGAC